CAGAUCCACGACUCUCACUUCUUUAGUUCCUCAUGACCACCAACCACAGCCUCAUGGAAUCGUGCCAACGUUGCUCAAACAAUUAACACGGCACCUCCCAACGCAACAGAAUGGAUAGCUCUCAAGCGCCGCUGAUUGCGGGCCACAGCGACGAAGAAGAGCUUGAAUAUGAUGUUGCUCAAGGGUCUCCCGCCGAAGCCGGCAAGACAGAGGGUGGAAUGCCCAGCUUGUUUGUCCUAGCCUUGACGUUUGCUGCUGGCAUCAGCGGCCUCCUUUUCGGGUGUAAGACUCUACUGAAUGGUGCUUUGGCCUCAAAAUCGCGCUGACAACAAUCAGACGACACAGGUGUUGUUUCCGCAACCCUUGUCUCAAUAGGCACGUCCCUCUCGAGCCGCGAAUUGACCUCGAUGGACAAAUCGAUCAUUACAUCCUCCACGUCGCUAUUCGCACUUAUAAUCUCGCCCUUCUCAUCCGUCCUCGCCGACCGACUCGGACGUAAACAUGUUAUCCUCUACGCCGACAUCCUCUUUAUAGCUGGAGCACUUCUGCAAGCAUGGUCUUCUACGGUCCCAAUCAUGGUCGCUGGGCGGUGUAUCAUCGGUGCGGGAGUUGGCGCAGCCAGUUUCGUAGUGCCGCUCUACAUAGCUGAGGUGGCACCCGCUGCGCAUCGUGGACGAUUGGUAACGCUGAACAUCAUGUUCAUUACGUUGGGCCAGGUUAUCGCAUACAUCGUCGGUUGGGCCUUUUCGACCUACGGUCACGCGGAGACAGGAUGGCGGUGGAUGGUCGGUCUAGGUGCCCUGCCUGCCAUUGUCCAGGGGAGCAUGAUUGCUUUCAUGCCUGAGACACCUCGAUGGUUGGUCAAGGUCGGCAGGUCUGGGACAGCAAAGGAGGUUAUUCGACGAGCCAAUGGCGACACAUUGCAGCACAAUGCGGAUGUCAUUAUUAAAGAGAUCGAGCUGGAAGUGCGGGACGAGUACGAGGCACAACGCUUGCGCGAUCUCCGAGCAUCUGGCCGUUGGAAUUGGCUCGGCGGAUGGGAGCUUUUGAUCAGUGAAGGGAGAAACCGAAGAGCUUUGGCUAUUGCUUGUCUGCUUCAGGGUCUACAGCAACUCUGCGGUUUCAAUUCACUCAUGUACUUCUCCGCAACUAUCUUCACAGUCAUUGGGUUUCAAAGCCCAACGCUUACCUCUAUGGUAGUCGCCGUUACAAACUUCCUCGGCACAGUUGCUGCGCUCGGACUUGUUGAUCGCAUAGGCCGAAGGAGAGUGCUCCUGUAUUCGAUCCCAUUCAUGAUCGCUGGCUUGCUGCUGUCUGCGUAUGGCUUCUCGUUCCUGUCAUUGGCAGCAGGAGUCAACACUACGCCAGAUGAGCCACCCGCCACAUCAGGACACGAGAUGGCUGCUCUUACCAUCCUCGUGAGUAUCAUGGUCUAUGUGGCAGCGUAUGCGCUCGGUCUUGGAAACGUGCCAUGGAUGCAAAGCGAGCUGUUCCCUCUGGCUGUUCGCUCGCUUGGCAGUGGAGUUGCAACAUCGACAAGCUGGGCAGCCAACUUUGUCAUUGGGUUGACCUUCCUACCAUUGAUGGAUCUGCUGAGCCCAUCUUGGACAUUUGUGUUAUAUGCUUGUAUCUGUGGUGUUGGAUACUUUUUGGUCUGGCGCAUUUAUCCUGAGACGGCGGGGUUGAGUCUCGAAGAAGCGACAGCUUUGCUCGACGAUGGUUGGGGCGUUCGAUGAUAUAUCCUGAAAUAGAACAUAAAUAUUAUGACGUUAGAAGUUUCUGUUA
Molecule: messenger RNA, 1785 nt
Organism: Fusarium odoratissimum NRRL 54006
Lineage: Eukaryota; Fungi; Ascomycota; Sordariomycetes; Hypocreales; Nectriaceae
Exons: 2
Coding region: 408-1736 (442 amino acids)
Biological process (GO): transmembrane transport
Cellular component (GO): membrane
Molecular function (GO): myo-inositol:proton symporter activity
Source: RefSeq, a predicted model, not a curated record